Amoebophrya sp. A120 is the source of this 2928-nucleotide messenger RNA. NCBI's taxonomy places the organism in Eukaryota, Dinophyceae, Syndiniales, Amoebophryaceae. The record is from the annotation of a GenBank genome assembly.
AGACUGCAGCAGAUUUUUUUGUGUUUGGAAAUCAGCAGGGCAUUACCAAAAAAGGGGCUGAAACGCGGGGAACAGUAAUAGUAGGCUUUUGCUAUUAAUACCUCGGUAAUUACGUGUAUCUGCUCCUCACAAAGCAGAUUUCAAAAAUUUCAAUCACUACCAAUAAAGUAGUUCUCGUCCCCGAAAAAAAGAAAGUCAUCAUGCCCGCAGCGGACGACGAUAUUGAUCCGACGCACCACGGUGGUAUCACCGUAGAGGUCGAGCGAUGCAGGGAUUGCGGCAAUCACCAGUGGUGCAGCAACCACCGCGAGGAGCAGUACGAAGAAUACGAGGAGAAAGUCAAAUCUGCAAUUCUGACGAAAUUGGCCGGCGGUCCCGACAUCCGGAUCGAGGUGAACCCCGGUCCGAAGGCGAUCGGUAUGUGUAGAUUUUGCUUUUUUCCUAAUCGAAGUUUGUGAUGCGAGAAAUCGAGGAGGCAAGCGAAGCUGCCAUUUUCAUUUUGAGUAACAGGCGGAACCAAAAAAAGAAAUGACGCGCCGUCCUUACAUCAUUCUGUUCUCCUCGCGCCAGGUAUGGACGUCCGCGAGUCGCAGCACAAGAAGGGUUUUUUCCAAGCGAUGGUGAAGAACCCGAUUAACAACAAGUACCUUCCGGACGUGUCCUUCUGUUACCCCCGGAUCGGUUCCUUCGAGGUCACGGUGAUGCGCGGGGGCGUCAGGAACAACCCGACGAGGUCCAUUGUCUUCAGCAAGUUAAAGGCGAAGCGGUGGCCGAACCCGGAGUGGGUCGCGGAAAAGGUGGUGGAGGUGGUGAACAACAAACUCGGCGGCUUCGGACCGGACAGCUCGCUUGCCAUGUCGCCAAACCUGAACAAGAGGUUGCCGAAGACGACCGAAGAGCUGAUCAAAUACGUGAUGGAGAAGUACUUCUCCAUGCUGUCUGCCUUCCGCGAGUACGACGGCAACAGCGACGGGCUGUUGACGAAAACCGAGUUCGUGGACGCGCUGCGGUCCUGCGGGCUGGAGCAAUUGACGAAGGGGGAGAUCGCGAAGUUGUGGCAGAUGGCGGACGGCAAGACAGAGGUCGAUUUAGCGACCGGGGAGCUUGUGUCGAAGAUGUCGCACCGGCACUUUGGCCGCGUGUUUGAGCGGUUUCUGCCGCACCACGAGCAUUUUGUCGGGUUGAGUCCGAAAUCCUUGAAGUCGACGAGAACACCCGGUGGCAUGGGAGGAAGCUCGUCCCCAAGCACAAGGAAAAAUUCAGGUACAUCACGAGCGAACGACUUAUUUGGAUUUUUUGUGUUGCACGAUUAUAAUUAUCUUAGAGAUUGACCCGCUCCAUCUUUUAUCUCUUUGGGUUGUUUUCGCAUAUCGAUGUCGUAUCCUGUUCCCCGAUCAUCAAAUUCAAAACCACAUUAUCAAUAUCUAACACCAGACGGCAUCCUCGGGCAAGAGGGGGCUCACGCCCAGGACCUGAUUGACGACGUGGUGCUCGGUUCGCACCCACUGAGCCCGAAGAACUCCCGGCCGAGCAGCCCGAAAAUCGUCCGUCGCGGGAGCAGCAACUCCAGAGCCUCACUGGCGGGCCACAAGCCGUCGAUUUCCCAGUUGUCCCGAAUGAAAGAAGUGCAGGACAUGCCGCUGGAGCAGUGCACGCCGGACUUGAUUUAUCCCACGAAAAAAGUGUUACAGUUACACAUUUGUUGUCAAUUCAGCAGCACAAAUUUCUCUGCAUGAGAGAAAACUUGCAAUGCAGAAAUCCUAAGGGAAAACGCCUAUGAAACUACGAAGCUCCUAUGCAUAUCCGACAUGACAGAGCUGGUCUGUCUUGCUUGGCCUGCAACACAAUGUGUAACUGUAGCACUUUUUUUCUUGCGAUAUGAUUCGGGCGAAGAUUUUGGCGAGAACGGGGUCGUUGACGAACGCGUUCAAGCAAUUUGACGAGAACGGGGACGUAUGAACUGCAAAAGUGUCUGGGUCUGGAUGAAGAAUGCAGGUGUGUCAUGCUUGUCUGGCAUGACUUGAGAAUUUGUGUUGCAUAGGCACGAAAAGGCCUUCUUACCUGUCAUGCAAAAACGCAGUUUGCCAUGCGGAAUACGUAAGACAUGGCAGCCAAAAAAUUUGUCAUGCAUAGCUCCGUAUUGCAGUGCGUCUAUCAUUCACUUUUAGCAUUACAAGUUUCCAGACCCAGACAUAUUUGCAAUGCAUAGGACGGACAGAUCAACGCGGACGAGUUUGAAAGGCGGAUGCCGUUUGUGCUGGGGGUGAAAUCCGUGCCAGACCGGGUCAUGGAGGACUUGUUCGAAACCUUCGACAAGGAUUUGUCGGGCAAGAUCGAACUGAACGAGUUCCUGUCCGAAGAGUGCUUCACCGACGCGCACGCACUGCAGCAGAAGUUUCUGCAGCAGUUUGUCAUGUCGUAACAACGCCGCGUAAGGAAGAUAACCAUUGGUCUUGUGAUGUGCCAGAAGUUCUUCAGAGUAUGCUCGUCGUGCUCUUUCCGCAGGUUGUCGCGGAGGUCAGCUUGACAGAUUGACUUCAUAGAUGACAGUUUGACUUUACGUUUGCUGCUUCAAUGAGUUUCAAUUUUAGCAUUAGCAAUGUUAGAUUUGGUAUAGCUUGUCACAAUUUCACUUUCACACAGCCUUUUUGUCGUUUCGCAAUCAUCGUAGGUAUGUCGUAGAAUUUUUCACUUUUUCUGGUAGAUUUUGCACAAACAAAUUUCAAUUUACACUUUUAUCAACAGUUGGCAUCCGUUUCGUUCGAGGAGUAAAAAAACUGGUUUGUAAAAUAUGCAUAUUGGCGCACUUGAAUUUAGAUUUACAUUAGACAAAGAAAUCCACUUCAACAGUUUUCUCUAUUGGGCUUGUUGUUUCAGAUGAGAUUAUCUUCAUCAUGUAUACCAUUGAACAAAAACUUCGAAAACAAU